AUGACGCCGUCCUCCCUUCCGCCUCCCCGUUCCGAUCUUUCUUCCUCUGCUUCUUCUGUGCCUGGGUGCUCGGGACAGGAACGCGAUUGUCAAUCCAAUCCGGUUUCCUGUGCGCCUGUGCUGCCUUCGACUGAAGCUUGUGGCGCGUGUUCGUCUCGCUUUUCCUCGCUGCCGUCUUCUCUGCAUGUCCCUGAAGGUACCCAAUCUGGCGGUUCUUCCUGUCUCUCUUCGCCCUUGCUGUCUCCGUUGGUGGCCCCUGCUGGCCGGGAGAAUCUGCGGGCCUCGCCCCAGAGCCCCAACGUGCGCGUCCGCGGCCGCGCAAAUCUGAGUCCCUCGUGGAGCAGCCACUUGAGUCGCCGCCGCCUUUCCUGGAAUUCGACAGAGUCGCCGAAGGCUGCGGACGCCGCGUCGUCGAUCUGCGGAGUCACGGAAAGCCCUGAAAUGUCUGCCGAGGUCUACGGCUUUGUCUCCUGGAUUGCUUCCUUCGCCGCCUUCCUCUUCUUCUUUCUCUGGGCCGUCGUCCCUCACAGAUACUUUCACCAGUUGUCCAUCACGUACCUCAUCGAUCCGUACUGGGCACUUGCGUUCCCCGUGAUUCUCCUAAUCUGCUUGGCAACCACGUUCUUCCUCUACACGGCUGCCACUCUCCUGAAGACGCAGCCUCUCGAAUCCUUCAACCUUCUCCCAGACCGCGCACAUCUCGCCGUCAUGCCCGACGAAUUGCACGCGACUCUCUGGCGAGCGGCGGCACUUUCUUCAGCAGCCAUCACCGACAUCGCCACCAGUCGAGAAAAGCGCUACGAGGAUCCCUCCGCCGUGCUGCCGUCUCCCCCGCCCCGGCGCAUCCAAGUGCCAGAAAUCUACGACUUGCCGCCCGGGGCUAUCAACCGAAUCAUGUUUCCACUAUCUGAGUGA
This is a messenger RNA of Neospora caninum, 915 nucleotides long. Its product is annotated as putative ftsJ-like methyltransferase domain-containing protein. The record is from RefSeq and is a predicted model, not a curated record. The transcript is spliced from 3 exons. The coding region runs from base 1 to 915 and encodes 304 amino acids. NCBI's taxonomy places the organism in Eukaryota, Apicomplexa, Conoidasida, Eucoccidiorida, Sarcocystidae.